This is a messenger RNA of Amborella trichopoda, 1795 nucleotides long. Its product is annotated as protein DETOXIFICATION 49. Gene Ontology annotation, cellular component: membrane. Lineage: Eukaryota; Viridiplantae; Streptophyta; Magnoliopsida; Amborellales; Amborellaceae. Gene Ontology annotation, molecular function: xenobiotic transmembrane transporter activity; antiporter activity. Gene Ontology annotation, biological process: xenobiotic detoxification by transmembrane export across the plasma membrane. The record is from RefSeq and is a predicted model, not a curated record.
GAGAGAGAGAAAAAAAAAAAGGACUCUUUCAGGUAACUUGAGAGAGCGAGAGAGAGAGAGAGGAGUUGAAUGGUUUGUGAGACGGGCGAAAAAAGAGGAGGCAUAAUCAUAAUGUGCAGGCAAACGUCUCCCACCACCACCACCUAUAUUUCCCCCUUUCAGGGGAAACACCGUCAGUCCCACUCUCAGUCUAAAUUCAUGGAGCUUGAACCCUACGACCUCCAUAGAUGGCCUUCGUCUUCAGAGGUGAAAGAGGAGCUCAAGGCCAUAUUCAAAAUCUCUGGACCGACUGUCCUAACCGGCCUCCUCCUCUACUCAAGGGCCAUGAUAUCAAUGCUUUUCCUCGGCUUUCUCGGGGAGCUUGAGCUCUCGGGCGGGGCUCUUGCGAUUGGGUUCGCGAACAUUACAGGCUACUCUGUCAUGUCCGGCCUCGCGAUGGGAAUGGAACCCAUUUGCGCCCAGGCCUUUGGUGCCAAACAGUACAAGCUCAUGGGCCUCGCUCUGCAACGAACCAUCCUCCUCCUCCUCACUUCGUCGCUUCCCAUCUCUGUGUUCUGGUUCAAUAUGAAAAAGAUUUUGUUAUUGUGUGGCCAAGAUGAAGCUAUCUCAUCCAUGGCCAAUACCUUCAUUCUCUUCUCUCUCCCUGAUCUCGUCUCUCUCUCUUUCCUCCACCCUCUGAGAAACUAUCUCAGGACGCAAAACAUCACCCUGCCAUUAACAUACUGCUCGGCAAUCUCUGUCCUCCUCCAUAUCCCUGUAAAUUUCCUUCUCGUAACUUGCUUGAAAAUGGGUAUUGGUGGUGUGGCCCUUGCAUCUGUCUGGACAAACUUUAUCUUGGUUUUGUUACUUCUCUUUUAUCUGCUUGUUUCUGGUGCAUAUAAGUCGUCAUGGGCGUCACCGAGUACCGACUGCUUUCGCGGGUGGGGCACUCUGAUGGGCCUAGCAUUGCCCACCUGUAUAUCUGUUUGCCUUGAGUGGUGGUGGUAUGAGCUGAUGAUCAUUCUCUGUGGCCUCUUUGUCAAUCCGAGAGCAACUGUGGCUUCCAUGGGCAUUAUGAUUCAGACGACAGCGCUUGUCUAUGUCUUUCCAUCUGCUCUUAGUCUUGGGGUGUCGGCCCGUGUUGGACACGAGCUCGGAGCGGACCGCCCGUCACACGCCCGCAUCUCAAUGCUCGUUGGGCUCACCUUUGCUGGCUUCAUGGGAGUAAUGGCCAUGGGUUUUGCUUUCUCGGUGAGACAUUGGUGGGGUCGAAUGUUCAGCACUGAUCCUGAGGUUUUGAAGCUAACAGCCAUGGUUUUGCCUAUCGCGGGGCUCUGCGAGCUCGGGAACUGCCCCCAGACCACCGGGUGCGGGGUCCUGAGGGGGAGCGCGAGGCCAGCUGCAGGAGCCAAUAUUAAUUUGUGUUGCUUCUACUGUGUGGGUUUGCCUGUGGCUUUGGCAUUAGGGUUUUGGAUGAAGUUUGAGUUUCUGGGGCUGUGGGUGGGGCUGUUGGCCGCGCAGGGCUGCUGCGCAGUGGUGAUGCUCUUUGUUUUGGCGAGGACCGAUUGGGUGGCGCAGGUGGACAAGGCGAGAAGGCUCACGGACUCGAAGCCGGUGGCGGUCUGCGAUCACGACGGGUCCAAGGAUACUGAACCUCUGAUUCUCUCUCCCCCUCCUGGCCUUGUUUGAUCUCUUGAGACUGUAAUUUCUUUCUUCUGCUUCCUUCUAACAGUUGGGUGGAUACAGAGAGGUUCUUGGCCAUUACCAUUGCUUCAAAAUCAAUUCCAUUUGAAUAUAUCCUAUUCUCUUCUGAAAA